Messenger RNA from Cydia pomonella (codling moth), 2300 nucleotides. RefSeq lists its product as uncharacterized. The record is from RefSeq and is a predicted model, not a curated record. Gene Ontology annotation, molecular function: protein binding. Bases 544 to 2040 code for a protein of 498 amino acids. NCBI's taxonomy places the organism in Eukaryota, Metazoa, Arthropoda, Insecta, Lepidoptera, Tortricidae. The transcript is spliced from 3 exons.
AUUAUUAACGACCAAAUAAGCAAAUCAACCAAACACCAAAAAGUUCUAAUUUACAUCAUUUGAAGACCAUAAAUUUCGACAUAAUAUAUAGUUCCACUUCCACUUUUCCAAAAUCGCUUUCCGGGAGCAAAUGGACGAAAAACAUUUUAAAUAAAAUCGGCAGAGAGCAUGUUAGGCCAUGCUCAGUGUAGGAUUUCAUAGUUACUAUUCUGUCAGAACAGGCUAAACGGGGGCUGUUAGUAAGUACGAGUAUCAUGUACCUUCGCAGGGCUUUGUACGCCUUAUUACUAAGUUGAGAAAACUUCUUGCAAUAACUCAAAAACGGCUGGAGCGAUGUUCGCUAUAGUUUUCAUUAAAAGUAUCUAUUAAGCUAUUGUUUUCCGAUUUUUUUGGACCUAUGGUUCAAAAGUUAGAGGAGAGGGACACAUUUUUUUUUUCGGAGUGAUUAUUUACACAAAUAAUUGCCCUUACCGGGAUUUGAACCCAGGACCAUCGGCUUUAUAGGCAUGAUCACUACCCACUAGGCCAGACCGGUAAAUCAUUAUGUUCGUAAGCAUUUGGUGGAAUGUGCCUAUUCCAGACACGAUGGACAAGUCCAGCAACACCGACAGGGUGGUAGAGCGUCCAGACCCCGAUGACCUUCAAGCCUUCCUGCCCUGGGCCUGCGCCCAGCUCCAACUGCCCAAGGAUGUCGUCAUCAUCAGGAACCUGCAGAGUGAGUAUCGCCAUCCUUCCACCCGACCCAGGCUCAAGCUUUCCAUGCCCUGGGCCUGCGCACAGCUCCAACUGCCCAAGGACGUGGCGCAGCAAAUAAUGUACGAAUAUGUAAGCGCGGUGACCACCGACCGCGGCAAAGCCAAGGGCAAGUCCAAGCCGCGGGUGCCGUCCGUCGUGGAUGACCAGGAGAAGGAGGGCUCCAGCGUCAGCCAGGAGGAAACCGACCUCAUCCGCAUUCACGCCGUCUACGACUACGCCGACAACCUCGUCAGCCUCCGCUUCGACAAGAACACUAACCUACCCCGCAUGCUCAUGCAGAUCCUCGGCCUCGUCAUCAAGUUCCAAAUCUACCUCACCAGUCUCACCAUCAACCAAGGCUUGAACAAAUACGUCCUCUAUGAGAUCGUCAACUUCCUUCCCAAAUCCAGAAUCACUGAUAUCACCUUAGACAACUGCUUUUUAAGCGAAGGUACUUACUUUACGCUUCUUGAAAACGCUUCUGCUUUAAGAAAUUUAUCUUUAUCCAGAUGCAGAAUUAAUGAUCAGGUUGUAGCUUUGAUAGCAGCUCAAUUAUAUCAUCCGAAACCUGGAUCUGUUACUCUUGUUGUUCUCAAUCUCUCCAGCAAUAGGAUCACAGAUGUCGGUGCGCGAAGUAUUAGAGAAGCAUUGAAGAUGAAUAUAAAACUAGCGUAUUUAAAUCUAGCUGACAAUUUCAUUACUGACGAAGGAGCAGCGGCCAUCUUUAACAUUCUAUCAGAAUUUCCAUUAAUACCACAAGAAGUUAUGAAUAUGAAAAGUAGGCAUAUAGAUUAUUUACGAAACAAGCAAGCUGCGGUAAUACAGAUAGCGAAAGAUUUACGAGUAACGGAUAUGAUUAAAGGUAAAGGAAAGUCGACGCCGCGUUUAAAACCGAAAGGAAAAGACGAUAUAGGUAGUGAAAAGAGCGCUUGUUACUCUGACGCGUAUUUCUAUGAGAAGGCUAAAGCCAUGGCGGAUAGUCUGACGCCUUUUAAAGAUCCGUACAGUUCUGAGAACGUUACUUAUAGGGACGGUGUUACUUAUUGUUUGGGGAACAACACUUUAUGUCUACUGAACUUGUCGUACAACAGCUUGUCUUACCCGAGCGUGGUGAAGCUGCUGGAGGUACUGGUGUAUCAGAGAGACAUGGACAGGAAGCCGAGAGGACUGCUGAACUGCAGGGUGGAGGGGAACCAGCUGCCCCUAGGAUGUAAGGAGAUGGUUCAGAUCGAGGAGAUGCUGGAGUACGCACUCUCGGGCCCGGGCAAGCGGAGCACGGCCCCGAUUAAGAAGAAAGGGAAAUGAAUGUAUAAAAGGAGAGUAAUGGAGAUUAUUACAGUCGUAAACAGCAGAUUGCGAUGUAUUCAGCCACACAUUCUGUGAUAACCUUGCUCUAGGAACGAUGCUAUCAAGCUUAGAAGCAAAAAAUAGUACCUUAGGUGAGACCUAGUGCCCAAUGCAGUAAUUUUUCGAGUUUUAAAAUUAUUCUAAACCUUGUACUGGAUUAUCAAAAGUUGCCGCUUGACCUCGCUAGCUAGCACUUAACGGAUUCAUAAUGUUACAUA